Messenger RNA from Ruditapes philippinarum (Manila clam), 1371 nucleotides. RefSeq lists its product as uncharacterized. The record is from RefSeq and is a predicted model, not a curated record. The transcript has a single exon. Lineage: Eukaryota; Metazoa; Mollusca; Bivalvia; Venerida; Veneridae. The coding region runs from base 1 to 1371 and encodes 456 amino acids.
AUGUCAUCUACAAAUGACAAGAACUUGUCUCUAUCAUUAUGUACUAUAUUGGAUAGUUUUGGGUACAGUAAAGAGCAAAUUGAACUUCGAUCAAAACGAAUGGAUGACCUUUUUCAAAAGCAUGCAAACACUAUCAACUCUAAAUAUGGUCUUUUACAUGUACCGGUAUUUACAUUCGUAUCAGCUGGCAGUGCAUGUGAAGGUAUCCAACUGUCCGACAGUGAUAUUGACUAUAUGAUAGCAUUUCAAGAUAUCAUAUGCGUUGAUGAAGGUUUCGAGAAUAGUAAAUGCAUAGUUCUUGAAAGUUAUCGAAAUAGUACGGCACCAGGUUACACAAAAAUAGUUUUAAUUUCUAACCACAAUUCAUUUGAUUUAAGAAUGCCUUUUAAUGGAACGUACAUGCGUUUGCAAACAUUAAGCAAAUAUCGUACGCAAUCGGGGAAAAAAUAUAUAUCUAGUGAACAGUUCAAAGGUAGUACAUUGGAUUUAAUGAAUGGUUUUGAAUUGAAGGUCUUUGAUAGUUGUACAGGACCCGCCUUCCAAUCCAAUGGUGAUUUCAAUAAUGAACAAGUAGAUACAGUGUUUAGUUUUUAUUUCUAUGGAGGUAAUUAUUUAAACAGGUGGACAAACAGGUCAAGGAAUCAUGUGUGGCCUACUCCCGAGGCUGUGAAUGAAGUAUCCCAGAUGGAAGGAUAUAUUGUACCAAUUGGAGACAAAAAAAGCGACAUGCAAGCAUAUGAAUGGAGAAUAUGUUAUACUACAGCAGAAAAGAAAUUAGUGUCAAGUCUUUCCGAUACUCAACUUAAAGCAUACGUAUUAUUAAAAAUCAUGGCUAAAACACUACUGAAACCUAGAUGUAACUUUUUAACUUCAUAUGUAGUAAAAAACGCUAUUUUCUGGGUCAUGGAAAUGACAGAUUCCUGUCAGUUAACGCCCAGUCACUUAGUUAAUCUUAUUCAAAAAGCGAUAUUUUUCAUAAAGCACUGCGUCAUUAACAAUCAUUUACCAAACUACAUGAUACCAGAAAGAAAUCUGCUAAGAGGUGAUGUGUUUGGUAAAGAUAAAGUUGCCGUCAUAAGCUUCCUGUCAGACUGCCUCGAUGAAGGUGGUAGUAUCCUUCUUAAAGUUCCUAAAUUAUAUCAUUCAGUCGCAUUAGCAAUUUCCAAACCUGAAUUUUUUUCCGCGUUCAGGAAAUGGAGAGAUGAGGCAGAAAGGUUAACACAUUCGUUUGAAAACAUAUUUGUUGAGGAUAAUUACAAACUAUUGUUUCAUUUUUUACCAGAUUUGUACAUUUUGAUCUGUUCAGGGAAAACCAAAGAAGACUUAAUUCAAAUUCUUGUUGAACGGCUGUGUGCUUUGAAAUUCCUUUAA